Messenger RNA from Pieris brassicae (large cabbage white), 782 nucleotides. RefSeq lists its product as uncharacterized. The record is from RefSeq and is a predicted model, not a curated record. Gene Ontology annotation, molecular function: protein binding. The coding region runs from base 133 to 732 and encodes 199 amino acids. NCBI's taxonomy places the organism in Eukaryota, Metazoa, Arthropoda, Insecta, Lepidoptera, Pieridae. The transcript is spliced from 4 exons.
UCAUAACUUUAAACUUGGUUACAAAUAAACAAUGCAAAAUAUACGGACAUACGGAUAACAGAUAACGAAAACAUUUCUCUCUUUGUGCUAAAUUAAUUGGAGAAAGUGCAAAAUAUCACGCCGCAGUCUAUAAUGGCAGAUAGCAUGAUUGAUCCAACAAAAUUUGAUCUAACGAUAAAUGCUCUCUUGGUGGGCCUUGAAGCUGAAAAAUAUUUACCAUUAUUCAGGCAACACAAUAUUGGCCAAUGUACCUUAAUGGAAUUAAAUGAUGAAGACUUGACAAAAAUUGGUGUGGAUGACAAGGAAAUCAGACAAAAAAUAUUAAAUGAAGUGAAAAAUUUACCCAUUUAUGAAGAAAUGAUUGUUCAAUCAUCAAAAAACUAUACAAACUUAGGCCCUAUGGAAAUUAUUGAUGCUUUAGAAGAAAGUUCACAACACCUCUACAGACUCUACUUGAGUAUGAUGGCGAACACAAUAUCACUUAAAAAAUCAAAGAAUGUUACCGACUGCUUAUUACAUGAAGAUAAAUAUGCUUCAGAUAUAUGUAUUAGUAUUUUAAGUCACAUGACAAAUAUUUUAAAUUCCAUGGAUAUAUCUCUACACACAAAAUUCAAGGUUUCGUCAGGAAGUUCAAAACAUAGCAGAAAUAAAAAGAUAAUUGUUGGUACAGUUGGAAGUGCUGUUAUAGUUCUAUUGUCAGUGUUAUUUGUCCGUUCCUUAAAACAUAUCUAAAGUUCCUACAACUCAAAUUAAUUGUAUCUAAAUAAAGACAUUUUAAAAUA